Messenger RNA from Panicum hallii, 866 nucleotides. RefSeq names its product vacuolar iron transporter 1.2-like. Bases 1 to 528 code for a protein of 175 amino acids. Gene Ontology annotation, cellular component: vacuolar membrane. The transcript is spliced from 3 exons. The record is from RefSeq and is a predicted model, not a curated record. NCBI's taxonomy places the organism in Eukaryota, Viridiplantae, Streptophyta, Magnoliopsida, Poales, Poaceae. Gene Ontology annotation, molecular function: iron ion transmembrane transporter activity; manganese ion transmembrane transporter activity. Gene Ontology annotation, biological process: intracellular manganese ion homeostasis.
AUGUCGGGUACGGGCGGAAGACAUGCGUACCUGGCGGCGAAGAGCGAGGCGGACAACUACAACCGCGAGCUGCAGCGCGAGCAGGAGGAGAUCGACACCGUCCCCGACGUCGAGGCCGCCGAGAUCGCGGACAUCCUGUCGCAGUACGGGCUGGGCCCCGCGGAGUACGGCCCCGUGGUCACCACCCUCCGAAACAACCCCAAGGCGUGGCUGGAGUUCAUGAUGAAGUUCGAGCUGGGGCUGGAGAAGCCCGAGCCCCGCCGCGCGCUGGUGAGCGCCGCCACGAUCGCGCUCUCCUACGUCGCCGGCGGCCUGGAGCCGCUGCUGCCCUACGUGUUCGUGCCGCGCGCCGAGCACGCCAUGGCCGUGUCCGUCGCCGUCACGCUCGCCGCGCUGCUCUUCUUCGGCUUCGUCAAGGGCCGCUUCACGGGCGACCGGCCGUUCCUCAGCGCCGUGCAGACCACCGUCGUCGGCGCGCUCGCCUCCGCCGCCGCCUACGCCAUGGCCAGGGCCGUGCAGUCCAUAUGAUCACCGAUCAUCAAGCAGCUAGUAAGCCUAUAUAUGUGCGGCAAGAAAAAAAAUAAGCGCAGCAAUGUAUACGUGGCUGUAUGUAUACGGUCACUGGUCAAGCUUGUAGCUGUGCAGAUGGCAACGAGUAGUGUAACUGUACUACUGCUGGUAGUGUAUUUUGUUUGCUGGUUGCGUGUAGUGUUCAAGUGACGUGGUGUUAGUGUUAUGUCUGUAAGGAGGUGUGGAUUAUUUAGGGGCGAAAUCAAGUGCGGCCUGCUGGGCUGCUGGGCUUUUGGAUCGAUUGUCAAUCUCAAUCCUGGUGCGGCAAAUGCAUGGCUGAAAUGGGCUGUAUUGAA